AUGACUACCACUCCUCAUUGACUGGCAGUGACCAAGAGUGCUACUCCAGGGAGGUGCCGGUUGUCCACAUCAAGGUCACCCUUCAGAAAAAGCCAAGCAAAGAAGGCACUUAUGCGAAGGGUCAGGGUAAUAAAGCUGGAUCACAGCAAGUCCAGGACACCAAACCUAAGUGAGGGGAAGUGACAGGAGGUUGACAUCAUGUUCUUUAGCCUGAGGGAACUGACGGCCUGGCUUGGGGUCACCGUCUUGGAGGUGUUCAUCUGGCUGACAGCUCUGCUGGUCACCCUGGUGUUGGUGGUGCUACGGAUGGAGAAUGUGAUGCCGUCUGUCAGUUGGUGGCUGGUGAUCAGUCCAAUGUUCAUCGCUGAUGCUCUCAACACUUACUUCUGUGUCAUCGUGCUCAUCCGCAUGUACCUGGAUGGGGUGUUCAAGCCGGCUGCCCUCAGGGCACUGUGGAGCUUCUCGGUCCUCACUCUUGGCUUCACCUUCAAGUUCCUCCUCUGCCGCAAGCUGACAGAUGGUUCCCAGCUGGAGUACUCCGUUGUCAUGUCCCCUGUGUUUGUGCUCCUGCAGCUGAUAUUGAUACGGGCGUGUCACCUCAAGUAGUUGGUUUGUUAAUACAUUUCUGUGAGAAGCUAAUGGGUCUUGAAGUAUUCCUGGUGGUGAAACUGUACCUUCCCCUGCUGUGUCUUCCCUGCCAGAGUGGUUGGCUGUUAUGUUCCUUAUGUUUGUGCUCCUGCAACUCAUUUUGACAAGGGCAUAUCAUCUCAAGUACUUGGUUCAUUAAUUUAUUUCUGAGAAUUUGUUACUGUAAAAUGUUUCCUAAGUAUUCCCAGUGAUAGAUUUAUAUCUUCCCAUCUGGAGUGCUCAGCUGUCAUGCCUCCUGUUUGUGCUUCUAUAGCUCAUGUUGAUAAGGGCGUGUCAUCUCAGAUGGUUUAUCAGUCUGUUUCUAUGAUGACUUGUUGCUUUAAAAUGUGUGGUGAAACUGUACCUUCCCAUCUGGAGUACUUGGUGGUCAUGUCCUCUGUUUGCACCUCUGCAACUCACUUUGAUAGUUGGCUUAUCAGUGUUUCUUUAGGAUUUUUUACUGCAAAAUGAUUCCUAAACAUCACUAGUGGGAAAAUUGUAUCUUUGCUAUUCCUUCUCAUCUCUGUGCUCCUGCAACUCAUUUUGAUAAGGGCAUGUCACCUCAACUAGUUCAUUUAUCAGUCUGUUUCUUUGAGGUACUAAUUUGCUCUUUCAGUAUUCCUAGUGGUGACAGUGUACCUUUAUCAGCUGUCCCUUCCCUUCUGGAGUACUCAGUCAUCAUGUCCUCUGUCUGUCUAUUUCUCUAAGGACUUCUUACUGCAAAGUGUCUAAGUAUUCUUAGUGGUGACAGUGUACCUUCAUCAUCUGUCACUUCCCAUCUGGAGUACUCAGUCACCAUGUCCUCUGUCUGUCUAUUUCUCUAAGGACUUCUUACUCCAAGGUGUCCAAGUAUUCCUAGUGAUGACAUUGUACUUUGCUAUAAUUCUUGGUUCUGUCUCUCAAUACUUAAUUAUUAUAAAUUACUGACAUUUCUUUCUCACGUACUCCUUUACUCUGCUCUUCUUUCUUCCAGAUUAACUGCACAAUGAUGCCUCAGAUUUGCAAUAUCAUUAAGUUACAUCUCAAAGAUUGUGCUCAUUUCAAAUGCCGUUCAUGUUGUCUUAUAUGCUCUUGUUCAUAUUUUGAAGGAGAAUGAAUAUAUCUAUAAAGCUCAAGAGUCUUACUUUGGGGAGAUGGAAUGAGGGAUUGUGUGUGUGUGUGUGUGUGUGUGUGUGUGUGUGUGAGGUAGAGUAGCAUAAGGGAUAUUGGAAUGUUGAUCUGAGUUGUGAGCUUUGUAAGUCUUUAAGAACCUUGUACCUAUGGUAAGAGGGAUUCACUAAACACCUUCAAACUUC
This is a messenger RNA of Scylla paramamosain (green mud crab), 1922 nucleotides long. RefSeq names its product transmembrane protein 203-like. Gene Ontology annotation, cellular component: nucleolar ribonuclease P complex; nucleus; ribonuclease MRP complex. Bases 199 to 606 code for a protein of 135 amino acids. Gene Ontology annotation, molecular function: nucleic acid binding. The transcript has 3 exons. NCBI's taxonomy places the organism in Eukaryota, Metazoa, Arthropoda, Malacostraca, Decapoda, Portunidae. The record is from RefSeq and is a predicted model, not a curated record. Gene Ontology annotation, biological process: intracellular calcium ion homeostasis; tRNA 5'-leader removal.